Messenger RNA from Priceomyces carsonii, 738 nucleotides. RefSeq lists its product as uncharacterized. Gene Ontology annotation, cellular component: mitochondrial crista junction; MICOS complex. The record is from RefSeq and is a predicted model, not a curated record. The transcript has a single exon. NCBI's taxonomy places the organism in Eukaryota, Fungi, Ascomycota, Pichiomycetes, Serinales, Debaryomycetaceae. The coding region runs from base 1 to 738 and encodes 245 amino acids. Gene Ontology annotation, biological process: cristae formation.
AUGUUUGGUAUUCGUUCAAUUCUGUACUUUAUUCCAAUUGCGGCUUCAGGGGCUUAUUUUAUUUCUUCUUCAGCAAUUGAGAAUGAAUCGAAGAGACACUUUUAUGAUGAUGAUGCAGAUAUAGUACCCAUUCCUGGAACUAUCGUUCCUACCACACAGGAACAGCUGAGAGCUUUGGGGACAACGACUAUAAUCGGAGGUGCUUCAGUUCGCUCGUCUAAAUCUUUGGAGUCAUUUUUUCAAUCUACUGUGGAUUUAGCUGAUAGGAACCUUCAAAAAGGUGAACUGUAUUUAAAUAGUAAGUAUCAUGACUACAAUGAAACUGAAAGAAGCUUUACCACCACUGUCAGCAAGCUCCAUGAUAGGAAUGAAGACUUGCUUCCUAACUCACUUUAUAUCUUGAUAGCGUUCUUAUCCGGAAAUAUCAUAGCUCGUCAAAGGGGAAUUUUUGCAAGAGCUACUGUCCCAGUAUUCUUGGGAUUAGCAUCAUUCAAGUAUUUCUUGCCUCAUACCUUCAGUAAUACAGCUAGUCUCUUUUGGAAUCUUGAACAACAAAAAUUACCAGCUCUCGCAAAGCAGCAAGAACUUGCUGUGGAAAAGACCGACAAAUUGGUGCAUAAAAUUGAUGAGAAAUCACAGGCCACCAAAAAGCGUUUGGAAGGAUCUUUACUGUACGUGAAGAGAAAACUAGUUGAUUUUAGUGGCUUGAACAUCGACGAAGAAGUUUCAAAAAAAUAA